Molecule: messenger RNA, 755 nt
Organism: Cryptomeria japonica (Japanese cedar)
Lineage: Eukaryota; Viridiplantae; Streptophyta; Pinopsida; Cupressales; Cupressaceae
Product: cypmaclein-like
Exons: 4
Coding region: 134-499 (121 amino acids)
Source: RefSeq, a predicted model, not a curated record
UCAGUUGGGUUAUUACAAAGUUUAUCCCUGAGAAAAAAAUGCUCGUCUAUCCUGUACUAUAUAUAACAGAGCUAUUUCAAGGAUAGGUGUUACAGUUGUAUGUUUUCAGUUUUGAAGUUGAAGCAUAAUUUGGAUGCCAAUGGCCUGCUUUCACCCUCAUUCUUCCAUGUUUGUAUUCCUCACCCUACUGCUCAUAGUGCAGGCUUGGAAAGUAUCCACACAUGUAGUUGAGGAUGAUGUGAAGUAUGUAGAGCUGCAGACUGCUGUGGGUGAAAAAAGUUACGGAGGAGUGAAAGCUCACAUUGGUAUGUGUGUUUACUGUGAUAAGGAAUGCAAUAGGAGAUGCUCCAAGGCAUCAGCUCAUGAUAGGUGUCUCAAGUAUUGUGGAAUAUGUUGUGAGAAAUGUAACUGCGUUCCACCUGGUACAUAUGGCAACGAAGAUUCUUGCCCUUGCUAUGCCAAUUUGAAGAACUCCAAGGGUGGACACAAAUGCCCUUAGCACAUUGUCAUACUGAUACUAUAAUGCCCAUUGCUUGGGCAAAAUAAUGGAUUAUGUUUCUAGAUAGCAAUGCUAUAAUCCCCAUUCUUUCCCAGAGAAUGGAUGAUAUGUUAUUGAAUUUAUCAUGAAUCUAAAUUAUAAUUUUAUUAAUUAUUGUUAAAUUGGAAAGGUUCUGAUAGCAGAUAUAGAAGAAACAAUUCUGCAAGUUCUUUGUUACUUUGCAUCAAAGUUUCUGUUUACUUUUUCAACCAAGUCU